Panicum virgatum (switchgrass) is the source of this 3280-nucleotide messenger RNA. RefSeq names its product pentatricopeptide repeat-containing protein At1g09190-like. Lineage: Eukaryota; Viridiplantae; Streptophyta; Magnoliopsida; Poales; Poaceae. Gene Ontology annotation, molecular function: protein binding; RNA binding. The transcript has 2 exons. The record is from RefSeq and is a predicted model, not a curated record. The coding region runs from base 1343 to 2920 and encodes 525 amino acids. Gene Ontology annotation, biological process: RNA modification.
AAAAAAAAAAAGAGUUCUGUCUGUGAGAACCUUGGUCCUUUCGGUGGUGUGAUGAACUUUAAUAAUGUACAGAAUGCAGGCUGUUCAUUUCAUUUUCAAAUUUGUCUAUAGGAAAUAUCUCUGGCAAAAUUCCUGGAUUUUACAUGGCAGAUAGGUCAGUCAAGAAGACAAGUAAUGCAGCUAAAAAUGGUCUCUCAGCUCAUGUUCCAUUCUGAGCUUGAGUCUGAAGAAAUGACAAGAGUUUCUGCAAGUUUCAGACUUCCUACUCCCUGAAAAAUGUCCAGGGAUGAGUUGUUUCAUAUGCAUUCCUAACACUGGUUUCUCUUGUCUGGUGGUCCUUUGUUGGUCCAACUGCACACUGAAUUUGUUGUCGAAAGCUUGCGCUUGCUCUCCAAGUCUGAACAUCUCUUUGAGACCACGGAUUUUGGCUUGGGUGACUGGAGCAAAAUACAGAAGCAGAGAAGCUUAAAAUCAAAUUUCAUGGCACAUGUACUGAACUUUUUCCUUGCUGAUUGUUUCCUACUUUCCUCUCUGAACGUUUGAGAGAAAUCUGGCUCCUCACUGAGAAAGCGUUAAUGUUUUCUUAUUCUCAAGACUUGUGCCCUUCCAUGGAGUAAAGGUCGGCAAAAAUGUAUCGACAAUUUCCUGAGAUUUUACAAGGCAGAUUCAGAAAUGGUCAUUUCAGCUCAUGUUCCUAAUCUGGCCUUAAGUUUUGAAGAAAUGACAAGAGCUUUUGCAACUUUCAGACUUCCUAUUGUCUGAAAAAUGUCCAUGAAUGAGUUGUGCUUCCUUGAUACCUGAACAUUGGUUUCUCUUGUCUGCCAAAACCAUGUGCUGCUCCUUUCUUUGUCUUGUACUCUUGUUGGCCCAGCUGCCCACUGAAUUUACUGUAGAAAUCUUGAGCUUGACAGCUCGUCUCUGCUGUCCAAGUCUGAACAUCUUCAAGCCCAUGGAUUUUAGAUUGGUUGACUGGACCAAAUUUCAGAUACAAAGAAGCCUGAAGUUGAAAAUUUCCUUGCUGAUUGAAUUGUCCAAGCCUGAUGCCACCACCUAUGUAGACAAUGCACAAUGUGACGUCUCAGAGAAAGCUUAAAAAGAUCUUUUUUUCAAGAGCUGUAGCCAAAAUGGUUUGCAAGAGCUGUGGAUGUGCAGAGUUGAGAGACACCAGGAACGGCACGGGUGACCGACAUCUGGGUCCCACCCACUAUGGGCUGGGUACUAUGGGCCAAAUCCAGUCGGCCUUUCACGCCCCCGGCCCAUUUCAGACCACCAAAACAACCGCGCGAUCCCACGGCGCCCGCGAAACUGAAACGGCCAACUUCCAGCCGUCUCGCCGCCGGCGAUGCCGCCCGCCGCCGGCGACCCCACGCCCUCGUCGGCCUUCGCCUCUGCCAUCACCACGCCCGACGGGUGGCACCCCCGCACGGCGGAGCGGCGCCUGCUGCACCUCCUCCACCACUGCCCGGGAGCGCGCGCCCGCCCGCUCGAGCUCCUCGCCUUCGCCGUCCGCCGCGCGCUCCCGGCCUCCCCGCCGUCGCCGCACCACCACUCCCUCGCGGCGCUGCUCCUCCUCUCUUCCCCGCCGCCGCCCGCGCUGCCCCUCCUCCGCCUCCUCCCUCCCGAGCCGCCGCCCCCGCUCCCUCUCCUCAACGCCGCCGUCAAGGCCCUCUCCGCCGCGUCCUCCCCGCCGGCCGACGACGCCUUCCGCCUCCUCUCCGCCCUCCGCCGCCUCCACGCGCCCGACCGCCUCAGCUUCCUGCCCCUCCUCGGCUGCUGCGCUUCCUCCUUGCCGCUCCUCUCCGCGUUCCACUCGCUCCUCCUCCGCCUCGGCUUCCUCUCCCACCACGCCAUCUCCCUCGCGCUCCUCAAGCCCUACCCUUUGCCGCACGCCCGCGUCUUGUUCGACGAAAUCCCCCAGAAGAACAGGUGCGCGGUCGCGUACAACACGCUCAUCACUGCUCUCCUCAAGGCCAGGGACAUCCGCGCCGCGCGUCAACUGUUUGAGGAAAUGCAGCGGUACAGGCGAUCCAGGCGGAGCGUGGUCUCUUGGAACCUUAUGAUCGCAGGGUGUGCACGGUGCGGACGAGAUGACAUGGCGGUGUGGUUUUUCGAGGGGAUGGUCGGAGAGGGGGAGGUGGCGCCGGAUGAUGGGACCUUGGCGGCGGUGCUCCCAGCCUGUGGGAGGACUGGAAAUGUUGGGGCCGGGAGGUGGGCGCAUGAGUACGCGAGGAAGACUGGGCUGUUAGAAAGUACAGUUCAUGUUGCUAACGCGGUGGUGGAUAUGUACUGCAAGUGCGGUGAUGUUGCCAGCGCAAGGGAGGUGUUCGAGGGGAUGCGGCAGCGGAGCGUGGUGAGCUGGAACACUAUGAUUACCGGAUUCUCACUGAAUGGCCAUGGAGUUGAGGGAAUCGAACUGUUCCGAGAGAUGCAGCGGCAAGGAAUGGAGCCUAAUGCUGUGACAUUCUUGGGGGUGCUUGGGUGCUGUGCGCAUGCUGGAGCAGUGGAAGUUGGACGGGAGAUCUUCCAGAAAAUGCAGUUGGAGCAUGGUAUUGAGCCAGCAAUUGAGCAUUAUGGGUGUAUGGUGGAUUUACUUGGAAGGUCUGGCCUUCUUAAGGAGGCAUAUGCACUGAUUCAGGAGAUUCCGAUGAAGCCUAAUGCUGCAAUAUGGGGAGCACUGUUAAGUGCAUGUCGUGCCCAUGCUGGUCUCGGCAUUGCUGAGGUGGCUCUGAAAGAGCUUAUCAAUCUUGAGCCAUGGAACUCGGGGAACUAUGUGCUGUUAGCCAAUCUUUAUGCAGAAACAGGACGUUGGGAGGACGCAGGGGAAGUGAGGAGAGUGAUGAGGACAAUGAGUGUGAAUAAGGCUCCUGGGCAGAGCUUAAUCGAAGAAUCCAGUUUUCAAUUGACAAAUGCAUGCCAAUAGCCAACCCCCAGGAAAUAAAACUUCAGUUUGGAAGACAAACUGCUGAGUCUCUAUUCGGAAGGUGAAGAUCCAUGCAUCAAACAAUGCUAUCAAGAGAUGCAGAGUUGCACAUUAGUAUUUGCAGCAGAGUGCAGACAGCAGACUGUCAUUCUACCAGGAAUUCAGGAUUUACCUGUGGGCUGUGGGCACAAAAUGGGGUCCUGAAAGUUAACUAGCCAGAGGAUGUAUGAUCAUGCUGUUACCAGGACCCAGAAGGAAAAAUCUGACGAUGCACUCACAGUCACAGAAUGGCAAACACUAGGAACCGAAUAUUCACACAGACACAUGCUGGGCCCAGCGAAAACCUUGGCAUUUUCCUUU